This is a messenger RNA of Papaver somniferum (opium poppy), 594 nucleotides long. Its product is annotated as MADS-box transcription factor 51-like. Gene Ontology annotation, biological process: regulation of transcription by RNA polymerase II. The transcript has a single exon. The record is from RefSeq and is a predicted model, not a curated record. Lineage: Eukaryota; Viridiplantae; Streptophyta; Magnoliopsida; Ranunculales; Papaveraceae. Bases 1 to 594 code for a protein of 197 amino acids. Gene Ontology annotation, molecular function: RNA polymerase II cis-regulatory region sequence-specific DNA binding; protein dimerization activity; DNA-binding transcription factor activity, RNA polymerase II-specific.
AUGGGUAAGCGAAGGAUUGAGAUCCAGAAGAUUGAAGAUAGAAAGAAGAGAAAUGUUUCCUUCACUAAGAGACGACAAGGCCUAUUCAAGAAAGCCGCUGAUCUGUGUCGUCUUACCGGUGCUGAUAUUUCUCUGUUAGUAAUCUCACCUGGUGGUAAACCCUACAGUUUUUCUUCUUCUUCUUCUAUUUCUUUGGAUGAUCUAAAUUAUAGGUUAAACAAUACCAUUAAAAAUAUUAAAGAAGGAAAAGUUGUUGAUGAUGAGACAACUAGGGUUUCUGAUGAUGGGUUCUGGUGGAAUAACCUAAAUCCAGAAGAAAUUGAUAGUAUUAAAAAGUUAACGGCUGUAAGGAAUCAAUUACUUGAUGUGAAAGAGAAGGUUUCACAGAGAAAGCAAGAGUUGCUAGCAGCAGCUAAAGCAAUUGACAUUGCUACAUGUACUACUACUUGUACUGUUGUAGAGAAGAUGGAGGAGGAUUCUUCUCUGUUGAAGGAUGAUUUGGGAAUGUUAUUAUCAGAUUGCUAUGAUGAUGCUCAGAAUUGGUUUCCCUCUAUUGAGAGUUUACAUAAUUUUGAGAGUUGGUUGUUGAACUGA